AUGGCGCCGACGAUGCCGUCUUUGACACCCGGGUUUACUACCUUCCAAAGAGUCCUGUCGACGGAAUCUCUUGACUCUUCCACCACGUUCUUGGUCUCGCUGCUCAAACGGCGCCAGAUCAAAGGCUCAAAACGAUGCGCAGUGGCGACCACACUCCUUCUCCUCCGCACCGUUGAACUUACCAAACAAGCAGAUUCUGACAGGCUGAUUCAAAGAGUCUCGGAAGUCGGCAAGAAACUCAUAGAAGCCGCUCCCCAUGAACCUGCCGUGGGUAACAUAGUUCGCAGAGUUCUUGGUAUAAUCAGGGACGAGGACGAGGACGAUCUGGUUGGUACAAGAACAGGGGAGGAUGGUAGUCCCACGAGCGAAACUGGCUCGGACUCUAUUGCAGCGCUUGAGCUGGCACAAUCAAGAGCCGGCUCACAUUCAAUACCUAGCAGCCUCUCGACGAGAACAGCAGCGAAAGCCAGUCCUUCGCCGCAACGAGGAACAACCCGUCCCCCUUUGAUGAGCUCCCAUACCGGAGUACCGGGCGGCGCCCGCCCGGUGACAUCUAUGUUCAGUAUUAUCUCACAUCCAACAAUGAGAGCGCCCGGCGUUGAUUCACCCACGCAUCGAAGUGGUACUGCUACUCCGCAGAUGACUGCAUCAGGAAUCCUCUCCAAUCUGCGCCCAGAAGUAAUCAAGGGUAUCAAGGAGAUCAUUGACGAGAUCAACGCGGCGGACGACGAGAUUUCGGCGGCGGCGCUGGAACAGAUCCAUCCGCAGGAGACGAUAGUCACAUACUCCUCCUCCCUGACUGUCCAGCGUUUCCUGCUCAAGGCCGCGUCAAAGCGAAAAUUCACCGUCAUUCAUGCAGAAGCAUACCCUAACAACCAUCUGAAAACGCACGCCCUCCUGACCGGUACUCACGAUACCGCCGAGGAUGAAGACAACCUGCCGAACGACUCAUUCUCUAAACCUUUGACCUCGGCUGGUAUUAGCGUUGUCAUGAUUCCGGACUCUGCCGUCUUCGCCGUUAUGUCGCGCGCCACAAAGGUGGUCUUAGAUGCACACGCCGUGCUGACCGAUGGUUCACUGGUGGCCGUAUCAGGGAGCAAGGCCGUGAUCAAAGCUGCACGGUUCCAUCGUGUUCCGGUGCUGGUAGUGGCCCCAACGUACAAGUUGUCGCCUGCAUAUCCCUACGAACCACACGAGCUGAUCGAGUACGGCGACGCUGGGAAAGUGCUUCCCUUUCAGGACAGAGAGUUAUGUACGGGAGUAGAGACUGGCGUCAGGAAUCCGCUUUAUGACUUUAUCGAAGCUGGGCAUGUUGAUUUGUUCGUCACCAACCAGGUCCCUGCUGUUGUGAGCGCAGGCUAUCUCUACAGAGUUGUGCGCGAGCAGUAUCACGACGAGGAUUUACAAAUUUGA
Molecule: messenger RNA, 1413 nt
Organism: Capronia epimyces CBS 606.96
Lineage: Eukaryota; Fungi; Ascomycota; Eurotiomycetes; Chaetothyriales; Herpotrichiellaceae
Exons: 2
Coding region: 1-1413 (470 amino acids)
Biological process (GO): translational initiation
Cellular component (GO): eukaryotic translation initiation factor 2B complex
Molecular function (GO): translation initiation factor activity; guanyl-nucleotide exchange factor activity
Source: RefSeq, a predicted model, not a curated record